AUGAGCAUGAGGCAGCUUACAAUCAUCAUCAUCGCUCAAUGCCGUUUUUCUUUUCAGGUUUUCGAAAUGGUCGAUCAAAAGGCUCGACAGGAUUGCUUAAAGGAGAUUGAUUUGCUCAAACAGCUGAACCAUGUUAAUGUUAUAAGGUAUUACGCCAGUUUUAUGGACAACAAUCAAUUGAACAUAGUGUUGGAGCUGGCUGAGGCAGGAGAUAUGAGCAGAAUGAUUAAGCAUUUCAAGAAAAAUGGUCGACUGAUACCAGAAAGAACAAUCUGGAAGUAUUUCGUGCAACUUGUCAGGGCUCUGGCUCAUAUGCAUUCGAAACGAAUUAUGCAUCGAGACAUCAAGCCUGCAAACGUGUUCAUCACCUCUGAAGGAGUAGUCAAACUGGGUGAUUUGGGACUUGGGCGGUUUUUCAGCUCCAAAACUACUGCGGCACACUCACUCGUGGGUACCCCAUACUAUAUGUCUCCUGAGCGUAUUCAAGAAAGUGGCUACAAUUUCAAAUCGGACUUGUGGUCGACAGGUUGUCUGUUGUAUGAAAUGGCAGCGCUGCAGUCACCAUUCUACGGCGACAAGCAGAAUCUCUAUUCACUGUGCAAGAAAAUAGAAAACUGCGAGUACCCUCCGUUACCCGCUGACAUCUACUCCUCACAGCUCCGAAAUCUAGUCUCGCACUGCAUAUCACCGGAUCCCUCACGGCGACCCGAAACCACUCAAGUGCUCGAAAUCGCUGAGAAGAUGAACUACUACUUCCAGCAGCUACCCGGGCCGACACCGAGCACGAAAUGA
Messenger RNA from Haemonchus placei, 792 nucleotides. The record is from the annotation of a GenBank genome assembly. Lineage: Eukaryota; Metazoa; Nematoda; Chromadorea; Rhabditida; Trichostrongylidae.